AUGAGCCAAGUGUUAGCCAUCGUCGGUGCCACGGGCCAGCAGGGCGGCUCCGUUGCCAACUUCGUUCUUUCGGACCCGGUGCUCUCGACCCGCUACAAGGUGCGCGCCCUCAUGCGCGACACCACCAAGCCGGCCGCCGAGGCCCUCGUGCCAGGGGCGCCGAGCUCGGCCGCCGGCGCCGGCGCCCGCUUCGUCUUCGCCGCCACCCGGACCGUCUACGACGAGCAGGUCAAGGAGCGCGAGCUGCGCCAGAGCAAGGACCUCGCCGAUGAUGAUUACUGCAUGCACUUCAUUGAGUGA
This is a messenger RNA of Thermothelomyces thermophilus ATCC 42464, 300 nucleotides long. RefSeq lists its product as uncharacterized. NCBI's taxonomy places the organism in Eukaryota, Fungi, Ascomycota, Sordariomycetes, Sordariales, Chaetomiaceae. Bases 1 to 300 code for a protein of 99 amino acids. The transcript has 2 exons. The record is from RefSeq and is a predicted model, not a curated record.